Messenger RNA from Magnusiomyces paraingens, 525 nucleotides. RefSeq lists its product as uncharacterized. Gene Ontology annotation, biological process: protein folding; protein peptidyl-prolyl isomerization. Gene Ontology annotation, cellular component: intracellular membrane-bounded organelle. The coding region runs from base 1 to 525 and encodes 174 amino acids. Lineage: Eukaryota; Fungi; Ascomycota; Dipodascomycetes; Dipodascales; Dipodascaceae. The transcript has 5 exons. The record is from RefSeq and is a predicted model, not a curated record. Gene Ontology annotation, molecular function: peptidyl-prolyl cis-trans isomerase activity.
AUGGCUAGCCUUGAUCCACCAGUAGUUUUUCUGGAUGUGUCACUAGGGCCGCAACCCCUCGGACGUAUCAAGAUUGAGCUUUUCGCUAAAGAUGUUCCUCGGACUGCAGAGAACUUCCGUCAAUUUUGUACAGGAGAGUAUCGUGUCAAUACAGUGCCCAUGGGUUACAAGGGCUCAUCAUUUCACCGGGUGAUUCGCGACUUUAUGAUCCAAGGAGGCGACUUUGUCAAAGGCAAUGGAACAGGCCACAUGACAAUCUACGGACGCGAAACUUUUCCCGAUGAAAACUUCAUUCAUAAGCACAAGGAGUUUAAUGUCUCUAUGGCUAACUCAGGACCAAACUCCAAUGGAUGUCAGUUCUUUAUCUGUUGCAAGGACCUGCCUCAUCUUGACGGCAAGCACGUAGUCUUUGGACGUGUCAUUGAGGGUCAAGAUGUUGUUCGCAAAAUUGAAUACGUGCCAACCGGUGAAAACAACCGGCCAUAUCCCCACGAUGUACUUAUUACACAGUGUGGUGAGAUGUGA